This is a messenger RNA of Akanthomyces muscarius, 1971 nucleotides long. RefSeq lists its product as uncharacterized. Lineage: Eukaryota; Fungi; Ascomycota; Sordariomycetes; Hypocreales; Cordycipitaceae. The coding region runs from base 1 to 1971 and encodes 656 amino acids. The record is from RefSeq and is a predicted model, not a curated record. The transcript has 2 exons.
AUGCUGGACCUCUUGUCCAGACGUAGGCCAUGGGCCCUCGUCAUGACCGUGACGCUCUUCUUUCUCUUUUCAUAUUCGCUUCUUCACAUUAGAGCGACGCCCAUACAACAGAGUCAAGCGGAUUCAACGUCAAAUCCGAACCAGACACAGCAGCAACCACAGCCUCCCCCUAAUCCAGAGCCGCAAAAAGACGCGCCGGCCACGCCACCAACAGCCUCAGAGACGGAGAGCUUUCCUCUUGCCGCUUUCAGCGGAUCUACACCAAAGGAGUUUUCCGAUGCGUCUACUCACCCUAUCAAGUACCUCACGCAAAAUGCCCAGCAGCAGUUUGAGCAAACCGUAUCGAAACAGUCAACCACGCUAGAAAAUGCCGUAAAAGAAUAUCGCAGGCGACAUGGCAUCCCACCACCACCUCACUUCGACAAAUGGUUUGAGUUUGCAAAGACCAACAAUGUUCAGAUGAUUGACGAGUUUGAUACCGUCCACGACCUCAUCACACCGUUUUGGGGUUUAAAGCCGGCCACGAUUCGCCGCCGGGCAAAGGAGGCGCUGGGCUACGACAAUUCGCUGCUCGGUAUUGCCAUCCGCGACCAUGCCGUGGCAUUUACCGCAGGCGGGCCGGAAUGGCAAAAGAAUGCCACGGUUGGAAUGCUGGAGAGGAUGCUACCCUAUCUUCCUGACAUGGAUCUCGCUUUCAACCUGCACGACGAGCCACGUGUAGUGUUGCCUCACGACGACUUGACACGACUCGUCGACAAGGCACGUCGAGUAGCCAUGCCGGCGGCUGCAAAUCAAAAAGCACCCGCCAACGACUUCACAGCCAAUUCGCCGGAGCUGAGUGAGAAGCAGCGAUUUGACGAGACCAAGCUGACCCGUUUCAACAAUAUCCACCGCGAAGCGACCUGGACAAACUCGCGCAUGUCAUGCGCCCCGGAUAGCCCUGCGCGAACGCUCGAGGAUGAUGACGGUAUAGAUGCUGUGCAGAAGUACACCUUAAGCAAGGCUGGCCUUGUCUACAACAUCACCGCCAUGUCAGACAUUUGCUUGACACCAUCGCUCAGACAAACCUACGGCUUCUUUGACCGCCCCAACAUGUUCAAAGUGACGCACGACCUAUUCCCCGUCUUCUCGCAGUCCAAGAUCUCGUCUUACGCAGACUUGGUCUACCCCUCACCGUGGUACUGGUACGGCAAAGUCGAGUACAACGAGACGCUCGACAUGCCCUGGGCGGACAAAAAGAACAAGCUCUUUUGGCGCGGCUCUACAACGGGUGGCUUCAGCCGCAACGGCGGCUGGCGGCGACAGCACCGCCAAAACUUUGUCGAAAAGAUCAACGGCGCCACCGACGCGCCCCUUUUCGUCGACAGCGCCGCCCAAGGCAGUAGCAGAAGCCAUCGCUGGAACGCCGAGCAGGUCCCGCGCGGCGACCACCGCAAGCUGGUGGACGUGCGCUUUUCGCACAUUGGGCAGUGCGACCCGGGCGACUGCCAGGCGCAGAAGCAGCACUUCAAGGUCAAGGACGCCGUCGACAUGCAGUACGCCUGGAACUACAGGUUCCUGCUCGACAUGGACGGUAACGCCUUUAGCGGGCGCUUCUACUCGUUCCUGCAGAGCCGCAGCCAGGUCUUCAAGCUCGCCCUCUUUCGCGAGUGGCACGGCGAGUGGCUCCGCCCCUGGCUGCACUACGUGCCCCUGAGCAUGCAGGGCAGCGACUGGCUCGCCGCGGUGCACUACUACGGCGCGACGGAGGAGGGCGCCGCCGAGGCGGACAGGAUGGCGGCGGCGAGCCGCGAGUGGGCGGGCAAGACGCUCCGCAAGGUGGACAUGGAGGCCUGGUUCUUUAGGCUGCUGCUCGAAUAUGCAAGAGUCAUUGAUGACAAUAGAGAGACUAUUGGCUUUGAUAUUGCGAGCGCCGACAAGAAGCUGCCCCUGCAGGCACAGACGAAGAAGACGAAGCGCGAGCAAAACUGA